UGAACCGGGUGCCAAAAUUUCAUUCUCUUGCCUGACUUUGUUUUGUGUACAAAAUUUACGUUCAAGCUCCUAUAUUUUUAAAAUAAAUUAAGUAACUACACAAGCAUGAAUAGAUGUUCAAAUCCGUGGUUUCUGCGCGCGGCGCGGCAUCACAUACGUAAUCUGCAUGAGAUGAGGAUUCCGUAUGCCCGCCCAAUGGGGAUAAGUCAGCGUAAUUUUACCCUGGAGCCGUUGCACAAUCGGGAACUUAUCCGCGUCCAUGGGGCCGAGGUAGUGCCAUUUCUGCAAGGUUUAGCGACCAAUGAUGUCGCCCGGAUUCAGUCGUCUGGCGGUCCUGCCUCUAUGUACGCACACUUCCUCAACAAAUCGGGCCGAGUACUUUACGACACGAUGUUGUAUCGAACCAACAAUCCAGAAACCAUCCUCGUAGAGUGUGAUCGCGAGGCUUCUUCAGAUUUCCGGCGCCACCUGCGUACUUACCGGGUUCGAAGGCGUAUUGAGAUCGACAGUGUAGACGACGAAUACACCAGUUAUGUGAUGUUCAAUUUUAAGGACGCCCUGAAGGCUGUGCCCAAUGCCCAUCCAGAUUUAUUUGUAUCGCCAGAUCCGAGGCUGCCCGCCCUGGGCACUCGCAUUUUGGCGCCCUCCGACAUGGACUGGGCUAAGUUAGCCAAGAGUUACAUCGAAUUUGGUAUCGCCACACCUGCUUCCCCGGAUAGCAAUUACCAAUUGCUGCGUUACAAGCAAGGCGUAGGCGAAGGCAGCUCAGAGAUGCCUCCGGGAAAAUGUUUUCCUCUCGAAGCCAAUGCGGAUUACCUAAACGGCGUAAGCUUCCAAAAGGGCUGCUAUGUAGGCCAGGAGUUGACUGCCCGUAUCCAUCAUUCGGGUGUGAUCCGAAAGCGUUAUAUGCCCAUCCGGCUGACGGCUGCUCUUGAAGCUGGUUCCAGCCAGGACGUAACCUCAGUUGCUGGAGCGAAACUUGGACGAGUCUUUGGAUCUGCGUACAACCAUGGUGUCGCCUUGUUGCGAAUCGAGAAGGUUCUCAACGGGCGACCAGAGCUGAUGAUCGAUGGCGAGCGCUGCUAUGUCGAACGACCAGAAUGGUGGCCAGAGGAUCUGCCCGGAAAACGUCGCCAGGCGUUCGCUGACUGACCCGCAGUCUGAUUCUAACCACUAUUUGUUAUAUAAUCCUUGUUAUAAGUGUAGUAAACUAGUCAUUGUCAAUGUA
Drosophila eugracilis is the source of this 1228-nucleotide messenger RNA. Its product is annotated as putative transferase CAF17 homolog, mitochondrial. The coding region runs from base 106 to 1152 and encodes 348 amino acids. Gene Ontology annotation, cellular component: mitochondrial matrix. NCBI's taxonomy places the organism in Eukaryota, Metazoa, Arthropoda, Insecta, Diptera, Drosophilidae. The transcript has 2 exons. The record is from RefSeq and is a predicted model, not a curated record. Gene Ontology annotation, molecular function: protein binding.